Molecule: messenger RNA, 390 nt
Organism: Triticum turgidum subsp. durum (durum wheat)
Lineage: Eukaryota; Viridiplantae; Streptophyta; Magnoliopsida; Poales; Poaceae
Source: the annotation of a GenBank genome assembly
AUGCCGGAGGACAAUAAACCCGCUGCCAUCGGGCUGUCUCGGGGGCGCUUACACCUUGUAUGCAUAGACUAUGACAACGAUUGGCAACUAUCUGUUUGGGUUCUCGAGGAUUAUGCCAGUGGUAAGUGGACCUUGAUGCACAUCGGGGACUUUCCGGGUCUGCUAGGAACGCCUCGUCGUGUACCCACCGAGAUCUACGAGUCGGUUGCAAUCCAUCCAGCAUGUAAUUUGGUUUUCUUUACUGGCGGGGAGGAGAGGUCAUGGUCACUCUUGUCGUAUGAUAUGGAUACCCAGAAAGUGCAGCAUAUCAGCAGUCUUGAAAGUCGCCCUUAUCUGCCGUGUCUGCCUUACAUCCCCUGCUUCGUGAAAUGGUCCUCGGAUGGUCACUAG